AUGCUAGAGGGUCGCUUGUCCAACCAGGAGCGGACACUGGCGGCUCUGCUCCAGCAGGCAUUGCAGAUAAAGGAUGAUAUGGUGGCCAGCCUGCGGUCCACUCAUGGCUCACUGCUGGCUGAGUCAUCAUCCAGAGGGCUCCUGGAGAACCACAUCCACACCAUCACUCACAUCGUCAAACAGCUCAGCGCUGACAUUCAGGUGCUUGAGACUCAGAUCGCCCAGAGAGACGUGGCUGCAUCAGGCACCUCGCUCACCGUACAGAACCUGGACCAGAAGAACCUGGCUGGCAUCGGAGACCUCCGGGGCAGAGUGGCCAGGUGUGACGCCAGCAUCACUACGCUCUCUGGGGAUGUGAGCGCGGGCUCAAAGGACGUCCUCCGACUGCAGCAUGAGAUCCUGGAGAUCCGCUCUCAGCUGGAGCUUCGCCUGAAGGACAUGCAGUUGAAGUUGUCUCAGGCUAUGAUGAAACUAAAGAGCACACAAGCAGAGCAGCUACUCGUGCAGAAGAACACCAGUGGAGAUUUAACCAAGGAGAUUCAGCGCUUGCAUGUGAAAGCGUCUGAGGACGUGAGGGAGCUGCAACAGGACGCUGCCAGACUGAGGAGGUGGACGGAGCAGCAGCUGCAGAUGACUGUGCAGGCACAAGCACACGGCAGCGAGCAGCUCAGCUCACUCAUGCAAGACAGACUGGGGGAGGUGGAGGGGAGGUGCAACAAGCAGCUCGGCCUCCUCUCAGCUCGACUGGAGGCUGUGGAGGCUGGGCUGGAGCAGGAAUCCUCCGAGGAGCGGCUCAAACGCUCGGAAAGCAAACACAAGGCUCACCUCGGCAGCCUGGAGAAGAGCCUGAGACAAGAGUUGGACGACGUCAGGAGCGAGUACCGCUCUGGUGAGUUCCGCUGCAGCAGCCUGUAUUAG
Molecule: messenger RNA, 918 nt
Organism: Clupea harengus (Atlantic herring)
Lineage: Eukaryota; Metazoa; Chordata; Actinopteri; Clupeiformes; Clupeidae
Gene: fam81b
Product: family with sequence similarity 81 member B
Exons: 6
Coding region: 1-918 (305 amino acids)
Source: RefSeq, a predicted model, not a curated record